GAGUAAGUUACUCUUUAAAGAGCGGCUAACUCAAGACUCCGAAGUCCGGUAGUGUAAUUGCUGCGGUUCGGAUACUACGUGAGGUGACAAAUAAAUCGAAUCAUUAAAAAAAAUGCUGAUUAAAUCGUUGAUUUGUUUAAUAGUUGUUAGUGCUAUUUCGUCUUCCUACGCUCUCAAUGUGUCACAGUGUCAUAAUAUAGAUGAACCCAUUCCUGGCUUAACGGAUCGUGUUAAAGUGGGAAAUUGUAAGAAGCCACCAUGCAGACUAAGAAAAAACGCCAGCAUUAGAGUUGAAAUGAACUUCACUGCAGACGAAGAUGUCGAAAAAUUAACAAAUUCGAUACAGGCUUAUAUCUCCGGAGUACCUUUCCCUUUUCCUGGAUAUGACCAAACGGAUGCUUGUAAGAAUAUUUAUAUAAAAGACAGAGAUCAUCCGGCAGGGUGUCCACUUAAGAAAGGACAAGAUUAUCUUUAUAGUACCGACAUUGAUGUUCUCCAGAUUUAUCCAAGGCUGAAGAUUGUGGUUCACUGGGCACUGACAAAACCAAAUGGAAAAGAUCUUAUAUGUUUUGAAUGUCCAGCGAGGAUUACCAACUAAUUAAUCCUAGUGGUACAAACCUGAUAUUAUUAAUAGGAGUAUUUUUUUCAAAUACAUUUGUUAUAAAAGAAAA
Molecule: messenger RNA, 671 nt
Organism: Zophobas morio
Lineage: Eukaryota; Metazoa; Arthropoda; Insecta; Coleoptera; Tenebrionidae
Product: NPC intracellular cholesterol transporter 2-like
Exons: 4
Coding region: 113-598 (161 amino acids)
Biological process (GO): intracellular cholesterol transport
Molecular function (GO): sterol binding
Source: RefSeq, a predicted model, not a curated record